Molecule: messenger RNA, 2986 nt
Organism: Lepisosteus oculatus (spotted gar)
Lineage: Eukaryota; Metazoa; Chordata; Actinopteri; Semionotiformes; Lepisosteidae
Gene: cd59a
Product: CD59 molecule (CD59 blood group) a
Source: RefSeq, a predicted model, not a curated record
AAAUCAGAUCUAAAAGACGCAAACGGGGACCUGCAAGAAUGAACAACACUUUGGUGAUUGCGUUAGUUGUCUGCUUUGCGCUCUUCGGUCUUGGCUCUGCUCUCAGGUGCUACAAAUGCACAGAUUACUCUGGCCGUUGCACAUACGUGCAGGACUGUACCUAUGAGGAUGCCUGUCUGACGCUAAAGGAAAGAGCUGGAAAAACUAUCCGGCAGUGCAUCAGAUAUACAGAUUGUGACAAUGCCAGACUCGGCCAGAUGUUCCCCCAGGUAUCGACGGGAUUUUCAUACAGAUGCUGCAGCAGCAACCUGUGCAACAGCAGCACUGCGGCAGCUGUCAGCAAGCCCCUCCUCGGCCUGCUGGCUUCUCUGGUGGUGUUCUGGUGGUGUGUUCUCUAAGCACGGAGACAGGCGCAGAUAACAGCCCAGCCGCUGAACUAACUCGUCUGCUUCUGCUAAAUAUCCGGGCCACCAAUGUCUUGUAAACAAAUAGAGAGGAAUGUGUUCAUAAGAGAUGUGAAACCUAUAACCGAUUUUCUGCUCUAGAGCACUCGCCCUUUCUUAAUAACAGUCUGUAUCAUUGAGUUUUUGUUUAUUUUCUUGUAUUUUUAAUUGUACUCCUCAUAUUGUAACCCUAGCAUAAAAUGAUCCCUAUGAUGUACAAAGUGUCUUGCUUUCCAGUUGAGUAGUGAUUUUAUUUUAUUUGCUUAUGUACACUUUUUGGGAUGUGCACAAGCUGUAUUGCACUUUUGCAGAGGUAGCAGGCAAACAUGCUUUGAAGCAUAUUUCAUUGACAUUGCCAAACUGCAUUAAAUGCAUAUAAUUGAGUUAAUUUAGCAACAGGUGCUCAGCAACAGAUUUAAAUCUGGAUCAAUCACAUAUUAUUUUAUCUUACUAGAUCCAGAGGAGAAGAUUGCCUGGAUACCUACAGGAAAGUACAGGUGUUUUAGGUCAAAGCAGUGCAAUGGUCAUUCAUGUCUGCUUUUUUCAGGAAAUUAAUAAAAAAAUUAUAAAUAAUAUUUUCAUUUUAAACUGCACUGUAGACUUUUGUGACCCACAGUGUUUCUUUGUUAUUUUUAAAUGCUAAAAAAGUUAUUAUCGGCAAUGCUUGCAUUGCAAUCCCUCUACAUGUGUGCAUCUAUUGAGUUUAUAAAACUGGAACAACUUCCUUGUUGGUCGUUUAGCCCAAUCACUAUAUUAUCUCGGUACAGUAAUUGGUACCAGACAUACCAAACAUAUUAUGUUUUUGUACACCUGAGUAAAAUCUUAAUUUCAGAUCUCUUCCCAGGAGAGAAUGAACAGAUAUGUCAAGGACAAAAUUCAUUCAUGUACACUGACAUGAAAAACAUUAUUGGCAUCACAUUUUCACUAUCAUACAGUAACUGUGCUCUUUUGUGAAAGGGCAGAUAAAGUAUGUUAGAAUUGUAAACUGCGUUAAUUCAUAAAUAAGCACUGGAGGUAGAUUUGAAAGGAACAUUUUCCUAACAUUACAAAGGUAGCCAGUCUCUGGAAAAGGCAGUCCUAUUCAGUGAUAUGGAAAUGUGGACUUUGGAUUUGGGUACCAGCAUAGGUAUUAGGUCUGAGUUAAAAACAAUAUUCUUGUUUCCCAGAAAUGGCUUGAAUGGCAGAUACUUUUAGACCUGGAUGAAAAAAGAUUACAUUUUGGUGGUAUGCUGUUGGCAAAGUGUCAAUAUAGCUGUUGGGAAUGUAAAAAAUAAUGAUUUGGUUUUCAAUUGAUCAGAACAAAUGAUCUAAAUACACUCCUGCUUCAGCAGGACAGUUAGAGAGUGUACAGAGGCACAGAGCUGCUUAGCAACCCCCUGAAUAAAAGCUUGGAUAAAAUGCAUAAACAUUUCUUUAGGAGUCUUUAACUGACAGACAUGAAACAUUUCUCUGGAACCUUUCUCUGCAAAAAUGUUAGUCACAAGUGACUGCAGGGACAUGCAUGUUACCCAUCUUGAACUAAGGCAGUAUAAACCAUCCCCAUCACAGUUCCACUUAUUGAAGGAGCAUUCAAAGUGAAAUUCGCAAUAGAUGUCAUGUGAGGUGUGUGUAAAUAAACCCACAAUAAACUCUACAGACCAGCAGGUCAGUAUAGUCUAGAGCAGGGGUCCCUUAUCAGUCCUGGGGACACCCACACGUAUUUGUUACAUCUGAGCUCUGUCACAUAACUGAACUUUUGAUUGUACUUAUACGGAUACUAACUUUACCUUUUUAAUUGUCUUCAGUUCCUGAACAUGUAGGAGGUUGCAGUCUGUAAGUCACAAAAGAUCUCUAAUUUCGGAGUAGAGCAAAAAGACAAAGAAAUACAAUAAAGCAACUCAAUUAGUCCACUUAAGGAUUUGAUGAAGUGAAGAAAGCUGGCCUGAACAAACUCCGGUAUUUGUUAGGCUCCAUAGGACCAGAACUGAGGGCCAGUCCUGGCUCUCGGGGGGGCCCUGUGUCUUCUGGUUUUUGUUCCACUUAUCUCUGACUCAAUUAGGCUAAUUCCACCGUAAUUAGUAUCAGUCUUUCUUCAGGUGUGAGGGGUGUAAGCAGACCAUUGCUUGUUUGUAGGUGUUGGAGCCACAGUGUGAUUUCCACCAGUCCGGACAUUGUGAACUGGUCACCUGUGAGCUGAUUAGGUGAAACUAAGAGUGUAACCCCUUGAGGAGCAGACUGGACAUGGUUUAGUUUAGGACAAGCUCUCUGCAGCAACACAAUUGCAGCAGUGUAUUGUGAAACCAAAGGCUGAAUGUAGAAAUGUAGGGUCUAAAACACAGGUUUAAUAAAGCAAGAGAUUCAGUUACAGGGAUCAAUCAGCCAGUUCAAAUGAAAAGUGGAACUGAUAGGCCACAGAUUUAAAGACGAGGGAAGAGAACUGAAGUAAUGGAAACCAAAUACAGUACAUUCCUUAGAAAACACCAGUAAAAACCUCCAGGUAAAACUGUUAAUUCAUAUUGCUAAUGAGCUGCAUGCACACAAAUAAACUUGUUCUAUGUACAAUA